AUGAUGCGGACCAGCUUCGCGGCAGCGGUGGUGACGGUGGUGGUGUACUACCUCGUGUUUCAGGGGAGAACCAUGUUCGACGAGCCCCUCACGGCUUCGGACAUCUUCGUGUUCGGAGAGUUUCAAGACUCGGUGCAAAGACAGGUAGUCGUUACGACAUCUCCGUUGAGCACGCGACCUCUGUUCUACGUUUUCGAUCAGGAUACAAAGCUACCCAGACAAUCAACUUUUCGCUACACUCUUGAAUUCAAUCUCGGUUUUGAUCAGAUCAUGGUGAUCAGCAGCAUAAUGACUACCGUGGCGUUUUUUCUCCCGCUCGCCGUCGGAGAAUGCCGCCCCGUACCGACCGAUCUCGAGGGAUGGUCCCCAUCAGGGGUAGCGAGCAUUAAGCGUCUCGUCACGCUCAACUGCCACCACGGGGAAUACAACGAGCUUGGAACCUUGUUCCUGAACGAGCAAGACGGGACGAUCAAGCUGCUCUUCCACUUCGGCGACGGCACCCUCCGGUCUUCGUCCGCCGUUCUGUUCUUUGGAGUGUUCAUCACCCUGCAGUGCGUCGCUAGCGGCGUGUGGGUGUCGAACGGGCAGUUCAUCCCCGCCAUAUUGUCCGGCGCGGCCAUGGGCCGAAGCAUAGGAGAGUUGUUGGGGAGAAAUUCGCGAGCCUAUGCGCUCGUCGGCGGUGCGGGUAUCCUGGGAGGCAUCACACGGAUGGCUCUGAGCGUGACGGUCAUGAUGGUGGAAGCAUCAGGAUGGGUCUUGUUCGUGAUCCCGUUGAUGCUUGUUUUCAUCGUCGCGAGAUCAGUGGGAAACCGCUUCAACGAGGGCAUUUACGACACGCAGAUCAGCAUCAAGAAGAUGCCUUUUCUUGAGCAGGAGCCUCCGGAAGAGACCCGAACGCAGAACAUGCGCGCGAACCAGCUCAUGUCGAAAGAAGUCGUGUGCCUGCGACCGAUCGAGACGGUGGAGGCUAUCAUGACAAUUCUUCGCGACUACGACCACAACUGCUUCCCGGUGGUGGAGGACAGGGACCAACGGGUGCUCCUCGGGGUGGUACACAGGAAAAAUCUGGCGGUGCUCCUCAUGGAAAGACACUUUACGGAACCCUCGGCUCAAGAUCCCACCAGGCCGAACGACAUACUGCCGGAGCUGUCGUGGAGUGUGCUCGAGAGGUCAUACCCACACUACCCCAUGCUCCAAGAUAUCAAGAUAGGGGGCGAGCAUUGGCAUUGCCUCAUGGACAUCGCGCCCUAUGUACAGAUCGGACCACACUGCAUCAACGAACACGCCUCCGCCCACCGGGCCUACAUCAUGUUCCGGACGUUAGGCCUUCGCCACCUGGUGGUGGUGAACCACUACAACGAGGUCAUGGGCAUGAUCACUAGAGAGAACCUCUUGCCGGAGCACUUCGGUGCUGGCGGGGCAUACUCCAGAACCCAGGAUGUACACGACAAGCUGUCCGCGGCAUAG
This is a messenger RNA of Ectocarpus siliculosus, 1467 nucleotides long. The record is from the annotation of a GenBank genome assembly. Lineage: Eukaryota; Phaeophyceae; Ectocarpales; Ectocarpaceae.